Molecule: messenger RNA, 1123 nt
Organism: Setaria italica (foxtail millet)
Lineage: Eukaryota; Viridiplantae; Streptophyta; Magnoliopsida; Poales; Poaceae
Exons: 4
Source: RefSeq, a predicted model, not a curated record
GAUAUGGAGAAGGGCAAGAAGUCAGGCUCGGGCAGGGGUUACAUUUCUUGGAAUGACGACAUGGACAAGGCUCUUCUUGACACAUUUGUGGAGUACUAUAACAAGGGUGACAGAUGCCAGAAUGGGUGGAAGUCUCAUGUCUAUACAGCUGCUAUCAAGAAUGUCCGAGAAAUGUGUAAUGUGGAUAUCUCAAAAGACAACAUCAUGGCGAGGAACAAGACCUUUGACAAACACUACACUAUCAUCAAUGGUUAUCACUUGUUAUUUUGGGACACAUUAACUGAUAUGGAGAAGGGCAAGAAGUCAGGCUCGGGCAGGGGUUACAUUUCUUGGAAUGACGACAUGGACAAGGCUCUUCUUGACACAUUUGUGGAGUACUAUAACAAGGGUGACAGAUGCCAGAAUGGGUGGAAGUCUCAUGUCUAUACAGCUGCUAUCAAGAAUGUCCGAGAAAAGUGUAAUGUGGAUAUCUCAAAAGACAACAUCAUGGCAAGGAACAAGACCUUUGACAAACACUACACUAUCAUCAAUGGUAUGCUGGAAUCAAGUGGAUUUGGUUGGGAUUGGAACAAAAACAAAAUAUUUGUUGAUAGUGAUUCUGUAUGGGAAGAGUAUGUGGCGAAAAACAAAGAAGCUUCUAGGUAUAGGCACAAGACUGUCUUGUACUGGGACUCAAUUAGCUUGGUGUUUGGCAAAGAUCAUGCUACCGGUGAAGCGGCAAGGACUGCAGCUGAGAGCUCAAAAGAUAUGAGUAAGGAAGAUCUUAGUAACAAAGAGCCCACAUCAUCGGCAACUUCAGGAAGUUUAAAGAGGCAACGGUCAGGUGACUCUUUUACCUCUAUGAUAGCUGAAAAAAUGGACAAGUUCGCUGAAGCACUAAAGGAGGAAGCCCCUAAAGGACCAACAUCAAAAGAAAUUCUAGACACACUGAAUGAAGUACAAGGAUUGGAUGAAGACACUUUGUUGGACCUAUUUGAUAUCCUGACUGGUGAUGCACGCAAGUACGAGUCUCUGUUGGCGCUUCCAGAGAAGAUGAGGAAGAGGUGGCUUCUAAAACAGCUCAACAAGUGAAGAAACUAGUUCAUCUAUAUCAAGUGAUGGAUAAUAUCUAUUGAACUUGUAA